Messenger RNA from Rotaria sp. Silwood1, 942 nucleotides. Lineage: Eukaryota; Metazoa; Rotifera; Eurotatoria; Philodinida; Philodinidae. The record is from the annotation of a GenBank genome assembly.
AUGUCAGUGGAAGAAAUUAACCGAAUGGAACCAAAUGGCUCCACUGCACUUCAUGUAGCUGCAUAUCGAGGACAUGAGAAGAUUGCUGAGUUGUUACUGAAGAAAGGUGCUAAUUAUUUAACAAUGAAUAAAUAUAAUUGUACCCCUCUUGAUGAAGCCAAGACUGAUAGAAUAAAACAGCUAAUUCGUUGUCGCAUAGAUAAGAAUCGCUUUGUCAGUGAUUCCAUCGAAUGGAUUCUUUCAACAAAUGAUGCCGAUUAUCAGUCAUAUGAAUAUUUAAAAAAACUAGAAGCAUAUGGUAAAGAUCCGCGAUUUUAUAAAUUGAUUGUUCAUAUAAGACAAAAUUAUCUUGAAAGAGACUUGCAAGAUGUAGAUGGCAUUGGCACAAUAAAAGAAUAUUUUGAUAAGGCAAUCAAUGAAAGAAAUCCUGAUUAUUUAUUAACUGCAUAUACAGCUGAAACAGGCUUUUAUUCUACGCUCAAUGUUCAUUUAGCACAAUUACAACUUGAAAAUCUAACUUCUCGAGAUAAUCUUAGUCGAGCAUACUAUAUUGGAAUAAUUGCUCGUCAUCCACACUUUGAGACAUUAUCAUACACUGGAGAAGUGUUUCGUGGUAUGCUAAUUACUACUAAUGAUGUAAAGAAAUACAAAGUUGGUACACGUAUUUUAACUAAAACAUUUUUGUCAACAUCAAAGCAAAGGAAUAUAGCAUCAAAUUUUUAUGGAAAAGCUACCAAUUUAGGUGAUCGACUAAGCACAUUAUGCAUAUACGAAAUAAGUAAUAAAAGAACGGCAUUAGAUAUUCAACACAUAUCAUUAUUUCAAUAUGAACAAGAAGUAUUAAUUCUACCAUAUUCAGCAUUUAAAAUAAUCGAUGUUAAAGAAAAUAAUGAACGCUCGCCUCGAGUUGAAAUAAAACUGAAAGAAUGUGACCCAUGGUAG